Messenger RNA from Astyanax mexicanus (Mexican tetra), 2841 nucleotides. RefSeq names its product B-cell receptor CD22-like. The record is from RefSeq and is a predicted model, not a curated record. Lineage: Eukaryota; Metazoa; Chordata; Actinopteri; Characiformes; Acestrorhamphidae. Bases 13 to 2841 code for a protein of 942 amino acids. The transcript is spliced from 14 exons.
GACUGGAUUGUGAUGUACGAACAGGAGAAAAUAUGUGCUUUAAAAGGAUCUACAGUGUUUAUUAAAGGCACUUUUACACUUCCAGCAGAUUUAGGCAAACUUAAACUAAAAAAAACAUUUUGUAUGAAAUUCAGAGGUUCCGGGGUGGAGCCGACUGAUCUGAGUGUAGAUCCAGAUUACUCAGGCAGGGUUGAGUGUUUAACUGAUAAUAAAACGUACUACUCUCUCAAACUGAGUAACGUAACGAAGAAGGAUCAAAACAAGUACAACUUCAGAAUCCAAGCAGAUGAUGAUAAAAAUAAAUGGAUGGGAAAACCUAAUGUCAUUCUGAAUGUUACUGAGCUCCAUGUAGAAUCUCCUGGAGAAGUAACAGAAGGAGAAUCAGCAGUUCUGACGUGUAAAACCACCUGCAGUCUGACUGAUCCAACAUUCAUCUGGUACAAAGAUGGACGUCCUUUAACCACAGAGAUGAUCCAGAAGAAUCAGCAGCUCCACCUGCAGACAGUCAGCAGUGAAGAUGCAGGCAGUUAUAGCUGUGCUGUAAGAGGAUCUGAACAUCUCCCCUCUACUGCUCAAACUCUCAGAGUCAGACAUCCUCCAAAGAGCGUCUCAGUGUCCAUCAGUCCCUCUGGUGGAAUAGUGGAGGGAAGUUCAGUGACUCUGAACUGCAGCAGUGAUGGAGACCCACCUGUGGAGAACUACACCUGGUUUAAAGAAGGUGGAGACUCACCUGUAGGAUCUGGACAGAGUUUCAGCAUCAUCAACAUCACUGCUGAUCACACUGGACUGUACUACUGUGAAGCUCAGAAUGCAGUUGGAGUUCAGAAUGGAUCUGUGAUGAUUGGUGUUCAGAGUAGGUGGAUUCAGAAGAGAGAUGCUGGAUCUGAUCAGGAUGGAUCAGAUCAGGAUGACAUCCAGUACGCCACCGUUACUCACAGCAGAUCCAGACCUGUAGAGACUGCAGGUGAUGCUUCCUCUGGAGCUCCUGAUCAUGAUGAUGAUGUUCAGUACGCUACAGUCAGGACUGGUAGAAAACCUGAUGUUGUGAUCAGAUCUGACCAGCAGGAGGAGCUUCAGUACGCCAGUGUUACAUUCCACCACUGUCACGCUGAUGCUGCUGCUACCGGAGUCCGAAAACCUGUUGGAGCUUAUGGAACAGAGUGGAGUGUAACUUACGACCAGCAGGAAAUAUGUGCUGUAAAAGGAUCUACAGUUUCCAUGACUGGACGUUUUCAACACCCAGAAGGUCUAAAAGUGACUGAGACGUUUUGGAUCAGAGAUUCCUUUAACAUUUUGAAUUGGACUGAUCUGCGAACAGCGUCUGAUUACUCCGGCAGGGUUGAGUAUUCAGUUAAUGAACAGAAUCACGUCUCCUUCAAACUGAGUAGCGUAAUGAAGAGGGACGAACAGGAGUACUGCCUCAGGAUUAUCACAAACGAAGAAAAGCAAAGAUAUCUGGGACGACCUGGAGUAACGCUCUGUGUUACAGAUCUUCAUGUAGAAUCUCCUGGAGAAGUAACAGAAGGAGAAUCAGCAGUUCUGACGUGUAAAACCACCUGCAGUCUGACUGAUCCAACAUUCAUCUGGUACAAAGAUGGACGUCCUUUAACCACAGAGAUGAUCCAGAAGAAUCAGCAGCUCCACCUGCAGACAGUCAGCAGUGAGGAUGCAGGCAGUUAUAGCUGUGCUGUAAGAGGAUCUGAACAUCUCCCCUCUACUGCUCAAACUCUCAGAGUCAGACAUCCUCCAAAGAACAUCUCAGUGUCCAUCAGUCCCUCUGGUGGAAUAGUGGAGGGAAGUUCAGUGACUCUGACCUGCAGCAGUGAUGGAUACCCACCUGUGGAGAUCUACACCUGGUUUAAAGGAUCAUCAUCAGUAGGAACAGGAGGAACCUACAGCAUUCCCAACAUCAGCUCUGAGGACAGUGGAGAAUACACAUGCCAGAGUCGUAAUGAACUCGGAGAGAGAAGAUCCACUGCUGUCUCUUUAAAUGUUCUGUAUCCUCCAAAGAGCGUCUCAGUGUCCAUCAGUCCCUCUGGUGGAAUAGUGGAGGGAAGUUCAGUGACUCUGACCUGCAGCAGUGAUGGAGACCCACCUGUGGAGAUCUACACCUGGUUUAAAGGAUCAUCAUCAGUAGGAACAGGAGGAACCUACAGCAUUCCCAACAUCAGCUCUGAGGACAGUGGAGAAUACACAUGCCAGAGUCGUAAUGAACUCGGAGAGAGAAGAUCCACUGCUGUCUCUUUAAAUGUUCUGUAUCCUCCAAAGAACGUCUCAGUGUCCAUCAGUCCCUCUGGUGGAAUAGUGGAGGGAAGUUCAGUGAAUCUGACCUGCAGCAGUGAUGGAGACCCACCUGUGGAGAACUACACCUGGUUUAAAGAAGGUGGAGACUCACCUGUAGAAUCUGGACAGAGUUUCAGCAUCAUCAGCAUCACUGCUGAUCACACUGGACUGUACUACUGUGAAGCUCAGAAUGCAGUUGGAGUUCAGAAUGGAUCUGUGAUGAUUGAUGUUCAGAGUAGGUGGAUGAAGAAGAGAGAUGCUGGAUCUGAUCAGGAUGGAUCAGAUCAGGAUGACGUCCAGUACGCCACCGUUACUCACAGCAGAUCCAGACCUGUAGAGACUGCAGGUGAUGCUUCCUCUGGAGCUCCUGAUCAUGAUGAUGAUGUUCAGUAUGCUACAGUCAGGACUGGUAGAAAACCUGAUGUUGUGAUCAGAUCUGACCAGCAGGAGGAGCUUCAGUACGCCAGUGUUACAUUCCACCACCGUCACGCUGAUGCUGCUGCUACUGGGUCACAGAAAGAGGAUGAUGCUUCAGUCAUCUAUGACAGAGUCAAAUAG